UAGCAGGAACCCGGAAGUUAUUAUUUUUGCUCAUACGCAAUGGAGUUGACGGUACAGCGUCAUGUUAUGCGGUAAAGAUUGGGUAGUAACAAGGAGUCAUGGAAGCUCUAAGGGUGCUGGAGCUUUACAGCGGUAUAGGUGGCAUGCACUACGCGUUAAAAGAAAGUGGAAUAUCUGCCCAGGUGGUGGCCGCUGUUGACAUAAAUACCACAGCCAACAAAAUCUACAAACACAAUUUUCCAGAUACUCCUCUCUGGAACAAGACCAUUGAGGGAAUACCACUUGAUGACUUCAACAAGUUAUGUUUUGAUAUGAUAUUGAUGAGCCCUCCUUGCCAGCCUUUUACCAGGUAAGUUAUUUUCUUUGUUUUUUCUUUUUACAAACAA
Fundulus heteroclitus (mummichog) is the source of this 386-nucleotide messenger RNA. Its product is annotated as tRNA (cytosine(38)-C(5))-methyltransferase-like. Bases 99 to 353 code for a protein of 84 amino acids. Gene Ontology annotation, molecular function: methyltransferase activity. The transcript has 3 exons. The record is from RefSeq and is a predicted model, not a curated record. Lineage: Eukaryota; Metazoa; Chordata; Actinopteri; Cyprinodontiformes; Fundulidae.